Messenger RNA from Mercurialis annua (annual mercury), 2063 nucleotides. RefSeq lists its product as uncharacterized. The coding region runs from base 254 to 1906 and encodes 550 amino acids. The record is from RefSeq and is a predicted model, not a curated record. NCBI's taxonomy places the organism in Eukaryota, Viridiplantae, Streptophyta, Magnoliopsida, Malpighiales, Euphorbiaceae. The transcript is spliced from 11 exons.
UUUAUCUCUUUGCAUGAUAGAGAUUCUGAGUUUUGUACUUUUAUACCUUUAUUACCCGCAUGCUCAUUGUUUUGACUGAUCUUUCAUUUCUUGCUUUACAAGUAAUCGUUUUGACAGUGGUUCGGUUCAAGCUUUUUUCCUUGUCACUGAUAAUGACUGAAAGAAUAUAUAUGUUUUUUAUGGAGUAGAAACUAAAACAAGAUUAAUUCAGAGUUGCUGUGAAAAUUCAGAAGCAGAAAUUUCCCUGAAAAAAAUGGAUCUUCCUAAGGGAUUCUUGGGAUAUUUUUAUUAUUUUCUGUUCUUUCUUCCAGUUUUUGUGUUUCUAUUCAUUCUUGGAAUAAUCAAAGGUGCAAUUUUCACUCCAUUUGUGCUUCUAGUUAUUGCUUUCGGAGAUACAGGAGUUGUCAUAGGUUUAUUGCCAGUUCAUCUAGUUUGGAGUAUCAACUGCUUAAUCAAAACAAAGAAGUUUGGUCCGUACAUGAAGUGUCUCUUAAUCUUACUUGUUCCGGUACCAAUAGCAAUAUGGAUUACCAUUGGAGUUGCUGGAAGUGCAAUUAUGGGUGCUGGAUAUGGUUUCAUUUGGCCUGUAAUGGAGACAUUUAAGGCUAUUAGUAUGGAAGGGCCAAUGCACAUGAAGUUUCUCAGAUGCUUUACAGAUGGCACCUGGACUUGUGUUUGGGGAGCGUGCACCGUUGUUCGUGAUUUUGCGGAUUUUUCCUUCCAUUCGUACUUCUCUGUAAUGGAUGGGCUGCUUGAGUCGAAGGAGGACGAGGAACCCAUUGAACUCAAGGUUAUUCAGAUUCCUGGCUGCAUUCUAGCAGCAGUUUUUGGUAUUCUGCUAGAUGUGCCUGUUAUUACUGUAAUAGUUCUGUACAAAUCACCUAUACUACUGUUCAAGGGAUGGAACCGGCUGAUUCGAGAUCUUAUCGGGCGAGAAGGCCCAUUUUUGGAAACUGUUUGUGUUCCAUUUGCUGGAUUUUGGAUCCUGUUGUGGCCAAUUGUAGUUCUGCUAGCAACUUUGGCAGGCAUGGUUUCGAGCUUUGGUUUUGGCUGUUAUGCUGCAGUUGUUGCUUAUGAGGAAAAUUCCACGAAAAACGGAUUGCUAUAUGCGAUAGCUUCUGCAUCUAUUUUCGACGAGUACACCAAUGAUUUACUUUACCUGCAACAAGGUUCCUGCUUUCCCAGACCCAAAUAUCGCAAACAAGUUUCUCCAGAUUCUUCACUACUUCCAGUGAAGAGACUGCAAGAACAGCUUGAUGGUGCCUAUGCUGGUGAACCAUUCAUUAGGCCUCCUAUUGAUAAAGCUAACACACUGAAGACUGCAGUGAUAUGGGAUAGCUUCUUCAAGUCAUUUGAAGAAAUUGGGAAAGAGCUUCUUAAGAUGGAAGCCAUUGGAAUAUCAGAUUUGGAUGCCUGGAGAGUCUCAAAAUCAAACACUGUCAACAUUGGAAUUCCUGCAUACGCAUUUCUUGAGUGCUUCCUUCGUUCGAUUAAGAGUAAUUCCACCGGCUUUAUUCUUCGUGAUGAUGUUGUGAUAACAAGUGUGAAUAGACCAGAGGGACGAGUUUUCGAUUGGCUUUACGAGCCAAUAUGGAUCAUGAAAGAGCAAAUCAGGAGUCUUAAAUUGAACAAAGCAGAGGAGCUGUACUUUUAUAAACACUGCUUGUAUGGUGGUGAUGCAGCCAGAAUUGAAUCUUGGGAAAAUGAUGGCAUUCCACCCGAAGACAAGAUUAAAAGAGCUCAGUUGGAGGGUUUGAGCAGAAGAUUACAAGGCUUUUGUUUGAGAUUAUCGAGGCUGCCGACAUCGCGCCGUCGCUUCUUUGAAGUUGUAAAAGCUAUUGAGCAGGAGGCAAAGGAUUUAAACAAUCAUGGAGAUGGAGAUAAAGAUAUAGAGGCAGCUAAAUAGUUCAUUUCAGCAUUAAAAAGUAGAACCAAUAUGAGCAGAUUUUCUGGUUUUCCACUGUAGUUGUAAUAUAGCCAAUAUAACAAUUUUAAAUUGUUAUAUCCAUCUUGGUCCAGUUUCUAAAUUUUUUGUUCAAUUUAGUCUACAAUUCUGUUUCAAA